Molecule: messenger RNA, 411 nt
Organism: Mangifera indica (mango)
Lineage: Eukaryota; Viridiplantae; Streptophyta; Magnoliopsida; Sapindales; Anacardiaceae
Exons: 1
Coding region: 1-411 (136 amino acids)
Source: RefSeq, a predicted model, not a curated record
AUGGCAGAGAAGGAAGGAGGCAUUGUGAAGAAAGGGCAUGAAGAAGGCCUGAAAAUGGCAGUCUCUCUUCUUCAAGAAUUUGAACUCCCGGGAGGUCUUCUCCCCCUGGCCAACAUAAUCGAAGUUGGGUAUGUGAAAGAAACUGGGUACAUGUGGAUCGUGCAACAAAAUAAAGUCGAGCACGAGUUCAAGAUGAUAACGAAACUUGUGAGUUAUGAUAGUGAAAUAAAUGGGUACAUUGAGAAGAAGAAGAUAAAGAAGCUCAAGGGAGUGAAGGCCAAAGAGCUCAUGCUGUGGCCUCCUGUUGGUGAAAUCAAAGUCGAUGAUCCACCAACCGGCAAGAUUCACUUCAAAAGUCUCGCCGGGAUCACCAAGACUUUCCCUGUUGAAGCAUUUGACAUUGGCCAGUAG